Messenger RNA from Leptosia nina, 342 nucleotides. NCBI's taxonomy places the organism in Eukaryota, Metazoa, Arthropoda, Insecta, Lepidoptera, Pieridae. The record is from the annotation of a GenBank genome assembly.
AUGAUGGAUAUCUUAAAAAAGAAAACACCCAAAUCUGAGAAACAAAACCUAAAACAUGUGAAACAAAUUUUUAAAAAUAAUUUAGCAGAUCAAGAAUCUAUCAAAACGAAACGUAACGAGAAAGCUAAAAAGAAAAAAAUGAAUAUUACGAAAAAUGUUACAGUUAGUCAAAAGAAGAAAAAGGCUGCACGAAAAAUUGCAAGCAGUAGCAGCAGCAAUAGCAGCGAUGCUUCGUCAAAUAUAGAUACGGGUUCUGACUCAAUAAAUGAUAUAUUAGAAAAUGAAAAAGACGCUCCAAGGUUAAGAAAACGUACAAUUACAAAAAAUAAAAAGGAGACAUGA